Molecule: messenger RNA, 10918 nt
Organism: Galdieria sulphuraria
Lineage: Eukaryota; Rhodophyta; Bangiophyceae; Galdieriales; Galdieriaceae
Product: phospholipid-translocating P-type ATPase
Exons: 9
Coding region: 4-10740 (3578 amino acids)
Biological process (GO): retrograde vesicle-mediated transport, Golgi to endoplasmic reticulum; endocytosis; phospholipid translocation
Cellular component (GO): plasma membrane; endosome; trans-Golgi network
Molecular function (GO): magnesium ion binding; ATP hydrolysis activity; ATPase-coupled intramembrane lipid carrier activity
Source: RefSeq, a predicted model, not a curated record
UUUAUGGAUACUUGUUUAUCACAGAAGAAUUGUUCAGAGUGCCUUGAAAUAGAAAAUACAGUGCGUAGUUUGCAAUUGUGCGAUGGUGUGAGGAAUCAGACUAUUUGUAUGCGAAAGCUAGGCAGUUAUCUGCGACGCUGUUUGAAGCAAAGUAACGUUUGCCAAGUCGCAGUAAGAAGAUGCAGUAGAAUAUUGGCAGUGUUUGCUUCUGGACAGAAAGAUUCUGAUGAUAAUUUGGGACAUUGUCUACCCUUGGCAAAUAGCGUUCAGUCCGUUGCCAUUCAUAUAUUGGAACAACUGGAACUUCUUAACAAGUCGUUUUCCACGUGGUUUCAGAUUAUGAAUGACUGUAACGAGUACUCUAAAGAGCAACCAAUAAUAUUUCAACUAUCUACGAUUGUAUUAAAAAAAUUCAAUCAACUUUUGCACAAAGUAUUCUGUCAUCUAAAGUUUCAGUCACCGCAAACAGAUUUGUUUCAUUCGGUGUUUUUUAAUUAUUUUGAAAAGGACCGUUGCUCUUCGUUACUAUUGUUUCAAGGAGAUACGCACCAUCCAUAUGUAAGUGGCUCAGAUAUACGAUUCAUUUCUGUUGUUGUCUACGAGGCUUCUUCUCGUGCUUUGAUUUUGUAUCCUUUGUAUAGAAAGGAACCAAUUACGAAUACUAUGAAACAACGAGAUAUUUCAAUGUAUGAGAACGAAUGUUGUAUGAUAUGGUUUGGUUUAGUUAUCCUUUCGUCCGAUGUAUUGUAUGAAUAUUAUAACUUGUUUUGUAAGGAGGAAUCAAUGCAACAUAAUACUAGUUGUUCAAUAUUGUUUUUUGAAACAUCUUUACCAGAUACAAACAAUUGCAUCGAAAGCACUAUGAAAUUAUUGCGACGCUGCCUUUGGAUAGUAUUGUCAGAUCAUGAUGAGUCUCAUGUUUGUGCUAUCUUGAAUUUUAUAAACAGAACCAGUGAAGUUAGAAUUCUUUUGAGAGCUCUAACUACCCAACUGGAAUGGUUUAUUAGUCAAGAAAGGAUUCCUCGUGACUCGAUUUUGGCUGCUAGUUUUUCAUGGAUUUGCUUGCAGUCUCUAUUAUGUAAACCUGAAAUUGAUAGUCAAAAUGUUGAGGAGGAAUUUGAUAUUUCGCGAAAUUUUGAAGUUUGGAUGAAAUCUGUUUUUCCUAGUUUUUCCAAGUUAUCGAUAUGUAUCGGUGUUAUCGACUAUUUGAAUUAUAUGAACAAGUCCUCUUCAGAAAGAACUUUGGAAACGUCAAUGAACAAUAAUGCCUCCUUGUUAAUGGCGAUUUUUAGAACUUUGCAGAAUUUUUGUCAACUUCGUGAAGAUUCGCAUUUCCAUUUCAUGGCUUUGGAUGGUCUUCGCCGCUGUAUUUUGAAACUUAUCGAUUCUUCUUUAAUGACGGCUGAAUUGAUAAGGGAAAUCUUUACAAUUCUAUGGCAACGUUGUCAAGAACCAAUAAGAGGCGUUUCUAAUCAAAUGAGGGACAUUAUUCAAGACUUGCUUUCUCUGAGUUCAGAUUCGAGAGUUCCAGUUAGUGAGCAGCAAAGAAUGAAACUUUUUUGGAAAGAAUUUUAUCAAUCUCUGCUAUCUGGAACAAUUUCAACCAAGGCACAGUUUGUCAUUAUAGAAAAUCUUUUAUCUUUUAUGGGAGGAAGUUGUCAGCUAUUAAAAAUUUCGCCAGGUUUUCCAAAACAGGCACUGUGGGCAGUUUCUGCAGAUCAGUUUUGCUCUACAGCUGCAGCACAUUGCUUGGAAAGCUUUUGGAAACUUCUGUUAGAAGAAGUUGGUGAACAAUGCUUUAUUGAAAAGACUAGAGGUGAUUUACUGGAAUCCAUAAUGAGCGCUAAGAAUGCUCUUCAGGAAGAACGUUUAAUAUCGCAAGCACUUGGAACAUAUUUGAAGUUGCCUACAGAUCGUACAGAUUGUCUAGUUACUCUAUUAAAUGGAAUUUCAGACAUAAGUAGAGAUGAUUGGCACACCACAAAGCUAAAACUAAUUGUUCUGUCCAAUGGAAGGAAACAUUGUCCUGGUUUAAGUCUUCGUUAUUUGGAAGAUUUGGGUUGUUUUAGUGUUUCAGAAAGAGAAUCAACAGUAACAUUCUCAAUGGAAGAAUUGAAUCUUGCUCUAUCCAGCGAGAACGAUAUCUGUCGAUUUGCUGUAAUAGACUGUCUUACAGAAUCAUCUUCCAAAGUGGAACCACUUGAUAGUUUUGAAUUACGUCUAUUGCCGCAACUGUUGCCAUGGUUUUUGUUUGAAUCCAAAUCUUCAGCAAGUUGGAGAUUUCUUCAUAUUAUUUCACGCUUGUUGAAACGUUUAGAACAUAGCAUAGAUGCCAAAAUUCGUGAGAGACAGACAUCAUUCCUUCAAUGGGAACAUAAUGUUGUUCAAAGAAAGCAACCGAUUGCUAGUGUCGCAGAAGUUGAUGUUUUUCUCUUUCAAGCUGUGGAAGUGGUAAAGCAAAUAUACCGCUUGUUUUUUUAUCAUUUAGUUGCUUCGGAUGUAAAUACCUUUCGUCAACAAAAUGCUUCUAGUCUUUUAAAGGAGUGGAUGUCCAUUUCUUUAGAUAAGGAGUCUAUUGUUUCUACUGUUUCAAAGACAUUGACACAGCAGCUUCUGUAUACCUAUUAUAUUUCCAUGUUGAAUGGAUCAGAAAAACUCGUGAAAACUGUCUCUCAGCUUUUAAGUAUGUAUCGGCUGGACUUGCCUGUUACACACGAAUCAUUCGAUUGGAUUUGGAAAGUUUGUUUUCACCAUCUCAAAAGUGUUCGUCCCUCACAUGCUGAAUGUGGUGCUCAAGUCAUCAGAAUUCUGUUCAACGAGUUUGUAAAAUCGCGUGGCUAUUAUUUCGCAGAAUGGUGUUUGAAAAGAACACAAGAUAAUUUCUGUACGUCUGGAAUACAAGUAACGGAUCCUGCAUUAGCCUCUUUCUAUUUCUUAUCUUGGUUUUUGAACCAGAGCAAGUCAAAAUUUGAUUCUUGUAUUGUUACACUUUCCCAUUUAUACGAAGAAGAUUGGCUAUUUGGAUAUUUCAUACUUUUUAAAUAUCUUUUCCAAGAUGCAUGGAUGCCGGAGUUAUGGUCGAGCUUUAUUACAGUGGAAACUAUCAGAUCUAAGAUAGCAAAUCCUCUAAUGGAACUAAUUUCUUCUUCAGUAAUGGAAAGUUUAAAAGGAGUAGGAUAUAUGGAACCUUGGAUAGGAGUAUAUUUGCAGUCUAUUUCAAAUUUAUCAAGAGAUAACUCAUCGAUAGAAACAGUUGAGAAUGACAGUUCAUUUCAAAGAAAACUUAUAGUUGGCUCUUUUCAUUGUCUUAAAGAGGUUUGUUCGUUGAUUACAAUGAUUAUUCAAACGGUUUGUGAGCAGAAGACUAUUGAAAAUGAAAAAAGAAAAGUUCAGCCUUCUUAUGUUACCAAAGGAUUGCGAAGAAGUUGGAACCUUACAGACAGUAUGAAUCAAGUGUGGACUAUUCAUGAUGUAGAGUGUCUAUUUUCUCUACAAAUGGAAGUGAUGUGUUGUACAACACACAAUGGAGUAAUGGAAACUGUAGGAGAUUCUCUAUUGCUAAGCAGCAAAGCUUUAUUUCGUUCUACUCGAGCGGAGUGGUCAGAACUUCCUAGAAAGAAACUUUUUCAAGUUUUAUCAGAGCUUUCGAAUGCCAAAUUUUAUUCCUUUAGACGUUCUGCAGGUUUACCGUAUUUUAUUCGUGCUGUAUGCUUGGCUGCAGAACAAGCGAGGUUGAAGGAGAUCACGCCCAAAGUCUUGCAAGAAUUGAUUGAUGGACUUGACAAUUUUCUUGAUGAGGAUAAAGCUGAACCUUUCUCUGAUGGAAUUGAGUCUGACACAUUCCCAAUCGAUGCCUCUUUGAUACAUAUUAUGAAUAUAUUACAUUUGCUUCUUCAAGAUGGGAGCCUAUCCGAUGUUACUAUGAACUUUGCGGAGCGUAGCUUUAUCAAUGCAAGAAGAGCUUAUGCUUCAUCUAAAUGGUCCAUUCGUAAUAGUGCCAUGUUGCUAGCUGGAGCUUCUUUGCGACGAAUCCUCAAGAUCUCCGGUGAAACAAGAGAAAGAGAGUAUUCUCAAUUUGUGCUGCCAGUUGAUUCAAUAGUGUUGCCUAGUGUGCAAGUUGAAGUUGAAUCGGUCUUGACUUUUGGAGAACUUUUUGGAAAACUUUUUCCUACCUUAUUUCAACAUAUUUCAACAAGUUUGGAACAAGUUCAAAACCAACUGUUGCAGAACCAUUCCAGUCAAAGAUCUGCUCACAUGACUAGCAUCUAUCCAGUAUUAUGUCUUUUAUCGACUUUGCGCAAUUCGAGCAGCAAUAUGCUAUCAUGCACUAUCAGAAAUAAUCCUGAAAAGACAAAAGUAGUAUGGAAUUCGAUUGAACAAUCUCCGCAUCCUUUCUGUUCUUCAUAUGAGAUCCAACUGCUACCAUCGUUACUUGAGAGACUGAUCACUUUUCUACAAGUACGAGAACAGUAUGUUCGUCUUGCAGCAGGGACAUCUUUAUGUCGUAUGGUUCAUGGAACGCCUUGGUCUUUGCAAUUAUGGAUGUCCCUUUUGGAAAGUCUUCCACUUAUCCCAAUUAAAUGUCUAUGCAGCCCUGAGUCUACCGCCGAUAAAGUUACACAAAGGCUGAUAUCACGAAAUAUUAUUCAGAUGAAGUUUACAAAAUGUCAACAACAUCCAUCGGAUCUGUAUCCACUGCAAAUAGAGUAUUUACCUGUAUUCUUGAAAAACAAAAAUGACAUUAUAUGGAAACAAUAUUCCAUUUCAUUUAUUACAUCUUUAAAUGCUAAUCCAAGAGAAGAAUGGGAGUUUGUUUUAUCUUCCAUCAACGAUAUCUAUUUAGUGAUGCCUAGAUUGUCUUGUUGUCACCGUAUGCGUUGCAGUUUCCAAAGAAAUCAAGUUCUGGACAUCGAAUAUACCGAUGAGGAAGUUCUCUUUCAUUACAAUAAUGCAACUUAUUUUCCUUGUGGUUUUCAAGCGAUAUCCUUGUCAUCCAUUCAGAACAUGCUGCAGGGGAAGUUGUUUACAUGUAUCAAAUUAUUCAAGGAAAAUGUUUCCUAUUGGACGGAAUCUUUACUAUUUGAACAGUGUUUAAAAAUUUUUUAUGAUUUUGUAUUGGAAUAUUUAUCAUGGAUUGCUGUAUCCGUUUGUGUUCCACCACUGACUCGCAGCAUGUGGUUCACGUGGAUGUGUGAGUUGUUGAAUGUAUUGAAAGGAAGCGAUCGCUAUUUUGAUAAUGAUGAUAGUAAUGUCUACAAAUUGACCUUGCGAAUUCAUGAGGAUAGUGUUGAUUGGAUUUUUCAAGUUUUGUUUCUUGAGUAUCACUACGCUAUAAUGAGGCAUCAAUCUUAUGCUGAUGGUUUACGUUUGGGUCAAACUCAACUAGUAAUUGAAGCUUUGAGACUCCUAGAAACUCUAGAUGAGAAAUGGUUGUUUUCAUUGGAUGCUACUUCAUUAUUGUCUUCCUUGUCUAUGGAUACUGAAAGGAAUUAUCACGAAAGCAAAGAAAAGCUUCUUACUGAGCUACCAAAUUUACUUGAGCAUUCUUGCUUACAAGUCCAAAGAGCCAUUAUGGGUAUUUUUGAGAAAUGGACAAAAUAUUGGUUUUCAGAGGAUGGCCUGGAUAGGGACAUGGUUAGAAAUAUUCUUAAAUUGUUAGGAAUCCAUGUGGAAGGUAUCCUGACCAAUAGUAAUAGUGCCAGUGAUACUUUGGCGGUUGUAUUGCAUUUUUAUCGAUGCCAAUUGACGCAUUUGCUUUCCAUGCCGGCAGAUAAUGUAGCAAGUUGUAUUAGUUCAUGUUCUCACAUGUCACUUUUGGAAUGCAUUUAUUCAGGAUUGCAUAACUUGAACUUCAAGUCUGAGAAUGAAAUUAUAUAUCAUCUUCUAGUUCGAACGAAGCAAAUCAUAGGACAUUAUUCAUCUUAUACAGUGUUGGAAGAAGCAUUUCCUUUAUAUGCAGUUAUCUUACAAUUUCAAGAUGCUCGUUUGCCAGCCAAAAUAGUGGAAAGUAUUCCUGACCAGUUGAUAGGAUUCGAAGAGAUUUGGUUUAAGGAUGUAGAAUUUUUUUUGGAGUUUGUGGAAACAAAUCCUUAUAUGCAUCCUGCUCCAUUUCGCAUGGCCAUUUUGGAUUCACUGUUGAGUUUGGGUGUUGUUCUUUUUCAGAAAAUUUUGGAAAUGGUUUACUCAAACUCAUGUGCACCUUUGGUUGAAGUUGAUAGAGAUUCUAAUUCGUGCCUGAAGAAUAUAUGGGUUCGUUUCUGUUUAUGUAUUCUGCACUAUUUGCAAGAUGAAUAUAUUGACGUUCGUAAUAGAGCUGCAAAAGGUUUGUAUCAUAUCUUAAAAGACAAAUACGAAUUUCCAACAUGUCAUCCUAAUUGGUUUCAAGCCUUGAAUUGGAUAUUUGACAAAUGUUUCUCAUUGGAGUUUAUUAUGCUUCAGGAAGAAACGCAAGGUUCAGUGCUUUGCCAUUCUCUUGUCUCAUUUAUAAGAAAAACUCUGUAUCUUUCAUUCCAAGUGACUGACGAUGCAAGCAAAGACAAUCCAGAAUAUAUGAUAUAUGAGACCUGUCCAUCUCAUGUUAUAGAGAAUGUUUUAAAUCAGUGGCAAAAUUAUUUUCACACCUCUUCCAUGGAGUUGUUUGAAUGUGAUCCCAGCAAUAGUUUUGAGGAACCUUUGUUACAAAUGCAACAUGUAGCUGUACUCUGCAGGACAAUCUUGUUGUCUUCAUAUGGAAAGUCAUAUCAGAUAUGGAGAAGGCGUUGUUUUGCGAUAGCCGUCAACCAUUUGUGCUUUCUGCUGAGUUGGGUGUUCUAUAUAGAAAAGAGGGAGAUGAUCGGUUUCCUUCCAGACUUUUUUCGGCCAGUGUAUAUCUUAGUGCUUCAAAUGUUCAUCUUAGAUGAAGGUCUUGAAACCUAUCAACAACACAACGAAUCGAGAAUUGAAAAUGCCAUAUGGUAUUUACAAAAAUUGUCCAAAGACAUUCGAUUGACGAAUAAGAUACACAAGAUCCUUGAAGAUAGUUUGGAAAACUUUUUGUAUUGGCAUUUUCAACGCUCGCGUCCAGAAGAACCGCAGGACUUGCUGUUUUUACUUGGACGGAAGUUUCAAAACUCUAGGAGUGUUUUGAGUGAAGGUUUCCUGAGACCUUCUCUGAGAAUACGUACAAACAACAAGAGUUGGUUACAAAGAAUCUGGAAAAACUUGUGGAACAACUCAGACUCAACUUUUACUCGUUAUCAUUCUCCUUCUAGUUGGGACUUUCCUACAUUUCCUUCAGGUAACCGUUCUGCAAAAACAAAGCUCAACGUACAUUCCUAUCAGCAAAGUAUGAAAGCCCCCUUGCCACCAAGUGCACUGCCCAGUUCCCGUUCAAGAGCUGCAAGAUAUCGAACUUCCCUGAUGGGACAACGUGAUGAUGCUGACUUGUACACUCCUAUAAAUAGUUCCAGCACUACUUCUCUCUCAGUUGGCUUGCAGGGUAAAUCUCCAAAGUAUUGGUUAGAUGAUACUGACAAUGGCGUUGAUAACUUGGAUUUGGAAGCAGAUGAAGUCUUGGAAGAAGAAGAUUCUUUAGAACCAAUCGAAAGUUCCAGGAAACGUUUCCAAUGGCAUAGAUUUUGGAAGAAACUUGGUCAAAGAUCCUUUUGGAAGAGAAAAUCGAACAGAGAGGAAGAACAAGAUAGGAUAAUUUCUUUGGCGUCGAUUGACAGAAGACAGCCCAAAUCUCAGAAUCGAGUACGAAAUCAACAGUAUAAUAUUUUCAAUUUCUUUCCGAAAAUAUUAUUUGAAGAAUUUCGCAUGUUUUACAACUUAUUCUUUCUGGGUGUUGCGCUAUCACAGCUGAUUCCUCCACUUCGUGUAAAUUAUCUCUUUACAUAUUUGGGACCGUUGAUUUUUGUGCUUUCAGUAUCGAUAUCCAAAAAAGUGUAUGAUGAUUGGCAGAGAUAUUGUCGAGACAGAGAGGUUAAUAUGCAGACAUAUACUAGACUUUUAAGAGAUGGCAGUCAUGGCACUAUAUAUCGGAAAGAUAUUGGAGUUGGUGACGUUUUAAUUCUUCAUAAUGAUGACCGGGUUCCAGCUGAUUGUUUACUGUUGAAAGCGAAACAUGACAGCAAAGGCACUAUUUUUAUAAGAACAGACCAGCUGGAUGGUGAAACGGAUUGGAAACUUAGAAGAGCCGUUUCUUCUACUCAAACUAUUGAGGAUGAUAAGCAGUUGGUCGGUUUAGACGCAUUUGUGCAUUUAGAAGCUCCAAGAAAAGAAAUUUACGAUUUUGUGGGAAAUUUCUCGAUUUCUCAAAGCGAAGGUUCUGAAGAGAAGGUCUAUAUAGAGGAACCUCUUUCCUUGGAAAAUACAAUAUGGGCGAAUACAGUUAUUGCUUCUGGAAGUGCAGUUGUGUUGGUUUUGUAUGUUGGUGAGGAAACACGAAGUGCAUUGAAUGCUUCAAAACCCAAGUCGAAAGUUGGAAAAUUGGACUGGGAACUGAAUAGAAUUUCGAAAAUGCUCUUUUUCUUUCUUGGUUCAAUGUCCUUUGUUUUGUUAGUUUUGAAAGGAUUUCAAGGACGUUGGUACUUAUAUUUUAUGCGCUAUUUCUUAUUAUUUUCUUCGAUAAUUCCUAUCUCCAUGCGAAUUAAUUUGGAUAUGGCACGAACUAUUUACUCAUAUUUUAUUCAGCAUGAUCAAGACUUGCACGAAUGCAUUGUACGCUCGUCCAACCUUCCAGAAGAGCUAGGGCGUAUUGAUUAUCUUCUCUCUGACAAGACAGGAACGUUAACAAAGAAUGAGAUGCAUUUGAAGAAAUUGCAUUUGGGAAGUUUAUUAUUUAGUAAGGAUGAUUUGGAGGAUUUGAGGAAAUAUGUUCUCUGGGGCUUUACGGAAAGAGCUGAUAAAUAUUCUCUCGGCAAUAAUACUACUUUUCUAUCCAGUGACUCACUUUUAUCAAGUACCGGAAGUCAAAUAGCGCAUCCUCAAAGUUUACGACAUAUUCAGACUGCGAUAUCGCAAACUUUGCUGGCAAUAGCGAUUGCUCAUCAUGUGACGCCCUUUAUUGAAGAAGAUGGAACCAGAACUAUUCAAGCAGCUUCUCCAGAUGAAGUUGCUUUGGUUAAUUUUUGUGAAGAAUGUGGAGUGAUUUUAUUGGAAAGAAGUGCUUCUCUUAUUCGCUUACGAACCCCUACUGGUGCAGAAGAGCAGUUUGAAAUAUUAUGUGAAUUUCCUUUUACGUCAGCAGCUCGACGGAUGGGUAUAGUGGUUCGUGACCUGCAAACGAUGGAAACCGUAUUUUAUGUGAAAGGAGCUGAUAUGAUUAUUGCUCAGUUGGUUCAUGAAAACGAUUGGUUGGAUGAAGAAAGUGGAAACCUUGCUCGUGAAGGUCUUCGAACUCUAGCGUAUGCAAAGAAGACAUUAGGAAAUGAUGAAUUGGAGAAAUUCAUGAAAGAAUAUCAAGCAGCACAACGCACUAUUAAGAAUCGUUCAGAUGCGAUAAGUGCGGUUCAGAGGAGCUUAGAGAAAGAUAUGGAAGUCAUUGCACUGACUGGAGUGGAAGACAAGUUGCAAGAUGGUGUGAGGGAAACUAUUGAAAAGCUGCAGCAUGCAGGUAUUCGAAUAUGGAUGUUAACUGGUGAUAAAGUUGAAACGGCGACCAAUAUUGCCGUAAGUUCUCGAUUGGUGCAGCGCUCCAAAGGUAUUUGCACCAUGACAGGAGUAUCCAAUCGAAUUGAGGCAUCGCGUCAGCUAUCGUUGUAUAGACAUCGAAUAGGAGAUGUGUUGAUUGUGGAUGGUCCCUCCUUGCAAACCCUACUGACUUUUUGUAGAGAAGAAUUUCUGCAACUCUCUUGUCUGUCUCCUUGUGUAGUUGUCUGUCGUUGUAGUCCUACUCAGAAGUCUUUAGUUGUUCGACUAGUUCAGUCUUACACCUCAAGUCGAGUUGCUGCUAUUGGUGAUGGAGGAAAUGAUGUGUCGAUGAUUCAACAGGCAAACUUUGGAAUUGGAAUACCUGGAAAGGAAGGAAAGCAGGCUUCCUUGGCAUCCGAUGUAAGCAUUACUCAAUUUUCUCAUUUGACUUGUCUUCUUUUAUGGCAUGGACGAAAUUCUUAUAAACGUUCAGCAAGAUUGGCGCAGUUUGUCAUUCAUCGAGGACUUAUUAUUGCCAUCAUUCAAAUGGUUUACUGCGCAAUUUUCUUUUAUGCUGCAAUCCCAAUAUUUGAAGGUUGGAUUCUGGUUGGUUAUGCAACUAUAUAUACAAUGUUUCCUGUCUUUUCGUUGAUUUUGGAUGUGGAUGUGACAAAAGAGAUUGCAUUUACUUAUCCUGAAUUAUAUGCAGAUCUUCGAAAGGGGCGUUCUCUGAACUUGAAGACCUUUUUGACAUGGUUGUUAAAGGGACUUUAUCAAGGAAUGACCAUAAUGGUGGUGUCUGUAUACGUGUUGUGGAAUGAUGAAUAUUUUUCAACAAGUUCGUUGAUUUCUGUAGCGUUCACUUCGUUGAUACUUACAGAACUGUUGAUGGUAGCUGUGGAAAUUCGCAAGUGGCAUAGAUUGAUGGUUGUUGCAGAAUGCAUCAGCUUGAUUUCUUAUGGUUUAUCAUUAUUUCUUUUGCGUACCGUGUUUGAUUUGUAUCUAAUUCUUCGGUGGAGUUUUUGGUUAAGAAUACUGAUUGUCACUACAAUAAGUUGUUGCCCUGUAGUAGUUGCAAAGUUUAUCAAUCGAAAAUGUGCACCUCCAUCCUAUAGCAAAUUGAUUUAAUUUGGUGCAAUAAUGAAUUGUUGUCGAGUUCAAAUAGGAAGAAGAUUCAAAACGACAGUAUACACAAUGUGUGAAACCGAGCAAACACAAUCUAAACAUCUUUUUGGUAGUUAACUGGUGGUAGUAUUCGUUGUUGACAUGAUAUAUGCUGAAUGACACGUCUCUCAUAUAAAAAUGA